Messenger RNA from Drosophila erecta, 655 nucleotides. RefSeq lists its product as uncharacterized. The transcript has 4 exons. NCBI's taxonomy places the organism in Eukaryota, Metazoa, Arthropoda, Insecta, Diptera, Drosophilidae. The coding region runs from base 135 to 587 and encodes 150 amino acids. The record is from RefSeq and is a predicted model, not a curated record.
GAUUCGAAAUUAGAGUUUGUAUACAUUGGUUUUUGCGCUGUAAAAUUAAAAUCGAAAGGCUAAGGGACUACCCUAAAUUGAAGUUUAUCAUUUGAUUUCAAGAAAACUUUAUUGUCUGCAUUGCCCUUUCGACUAUGAUGCCGAAACUACUAAGUUGCUUGGGACUUAGCAUAUAUUUUCCACUCACUUAUUAUUUACCUUCGACAUUGUUGCCUUGCCUGGAGCACUGCAUCAAAUACUCUUCUUGGGAGAAAUGUGAACAAAUUAAGUUUGAACAUUUGUUAAUAGUGUCGGCUUUGGUCGGCGUCACUGGAUUGUUGUGGGUAUCGGCGAAUAGCACAGAAUUGCACUUUCUGUUCAACUGGAUAAUUGUCACAUUUGAAUUAAUAGUGCUUGAGAUUUCCUAUGUUGCUUAUGCUAUUAUUCUAUCAAGAAAUCAUUUUUGGAAAUGGCACAUUGUAUUCUUCGGUUUCCUGGUCGUCAGCUUUAUUUUGGUUUCGUUACACGUUCUGGUAGCAAAUAAGAUUGUAAAAAACCACUUCAUCGAAAACAUUUUUAGGGUGGUUCCUGAUAACACUGAUAUCUAGUACGGAGCAUUAAAUAAAUAUAUACUAUACUUAUAAACCUUCCUAUCGAAUUAAAAUAUAAUAACUAA